This is a messenger RNA of Echinostoma caproni, 450 nucleotides long. Lineage: Eukaryota; Metazoa; Platyhelminthes; Trematoda; Plagiorchiida; Echinostomatidae. The record is from the annotation of a GenBank genome assembly.
AUUCCACAAGAAACCUCUUCCCCGACCAAGAAUAGCCUUCCGGUUGACCUGUGGUCUUUCGAAAUAGAAAAGAAGCGUGGCGAAACCAGGUAUGCCCUGUCCCCUCGAAAAACUCUCGCUGAGUGCCGUGGACCGUCCUCAACGGAAUCUGCUUUGGUGCCCGAUAAAGAACAUGAGGAUGACCAUCACACCAUUACUACAAGUCACAGCUCGUUCGAGAUGUCGGUUGCUUCAUCACGUCGUUCUACACGCCACCAUCCACGUCCACCGUCUAAACAAGAAGUCGUGAUUGUCGAGGAAGAUGAUUCUAUGGACGUGGACGAUACGGCCUCUAUAGCCAGUUCCAUGUCACAAGAUAACGAUGCCUCAUCCUUUUCAUCCGAGACUCCCAGACGUUCGGCUCGGCGUGCCAAACCACCAAAACGUUACGAUCCGUCGGCAUUCCAUUAG